Molecule: messenger RNA, 1338 nt
Organism: Sphenostylis stenocarpa
Lineage: Eukaryota; Viridiplantae; Streptophyta; Magnoliopsida; Fabales; Fabaceae
Source: the annotation of a GenBank genome assembly
AUGGUGUUGUCUUGGACUAGAAGAAACAUUUUUCGUCUUGUCAAGAAGGAGAAGAGACAGACUCAAGGUGGUGGUUUUGGUGGUGAGUUGGAGGUGGAGGUUGUGAUCCCCAACCACUUUCAGUGUCCGGUGAGUUUAGAGUUGAUGACUGACCCGGUGGCUUUAUCAACUGGCAUCACCUACGACAGGGUGAGCAUUGAAAAGUGGAUUGAGGGAGGUAACAAGACCUGCCCCGUCACCAACCAGGUGCUCACAACCUUUGAUAGCAUCCCCAACCAUGCCAUUCGUAGGAUGAUUCAGGAUUGGUGUGUUGAAAAUAAUUCUUAUGGGAUUGAAAGGAUCCCCACUCCUCGGAUUCCUCUCUCCAACUACGAGAUUUCUCAGACAUGUACGAGGAUCUUGGCGGCUUGUCAGCGUGGGGAUGAUAAAAAGUGCCAGGAGUUGGUUGGAAAGAUUAAGGUUUGGGGGAGAGAGAGUGAGAGGAACAAGAGGUGCAUAAUUGGGAAUCAUGCUAGUACUAAUCCUGGUGUUGGUGCAGUUCUUACAAAUGCCUUUGAUUGUUUCUCAAGUGGUGACUCUUUUGACAAGCAUGUGGCUGUUUUGGAGGAGAUUUUGGAGGUGUUGACAUGGAUGACCCCACUUGAGGAAGAGAGUGUACCUAAAUUAAGUUCAAAAGCCUCAUUGAAUUGCAUGGUUUGGUUUCUAGAGGGAAAAGACCUUGCAUCAAGGCAAAGUGCUGCUUUGUUGCUCAGGCAAGUGCGUGUUCAAGAAUUGGCCAAAGUUGGAAAAGUUGUUGAAGCUUUGGUUAACAUGAUUAGGGAACCUAUUGGGAGUACUUCCACCAAGGCUUGUUUGGCAACAAUUUUUAACUUAGUGUCAUCGACUGAGAAUAGAGGGGAAAUUGCUCAAAGAUUUGUGGAGUUGGGUUUGGUUUCACUUUUGCUAGAGGCUAUUGUUGAUGGAGAGAAAGGGGUGUGUGAGAAGGCACUUGGGGUGUUGGAUUGCAUUUGUGAUACCCAAAAGGGGAAGGAGGUUGUUAAUAAUAAUGCUCUUACUCUGCCUCUUGUCAUUAAGAAGCUUUUGAGGGUGUCACCAUUGGCUUCAAGUUUUGCUGUCUCUAUUCUUAGGAAGAAUUGUGACAAGAAUGAGGAAGGGGUUCUGAUUGAUGCAGUUCAUGUAGGGGCUUUUCAAAAGCUCUUGGUUUUGCUACAGGUUGGUUGUGAUGAGAGCACAAAGGAGAAUGCUACAGAGUUGUUGAAACUGUUGAACGGUUAUAGGAACAAAGCGGAGUGCACUGACUCAUCAUUGGAUUUCAAAUAUCUUAAGAAGUCAUUCUGA